GGAUACGAUGGCGCUACGCUACGAAGCAGCACGAUUUCAGUUUUCAGUCUUCUCUCUGCCACGUAAAUUGACAUAACUGUCAUAACAGAAGAAAGAGAGAGAGAGAGAGAGAGAGAGAAAGAUAAAAUCAUAGAAUUUGGAAUAUUUGGAUGUGUUUUCCACAUUCGUGUUAGAGAUAUCGGUAUCGAUAGACACAUAUAUGCAGCACUGUGCAGUGUGCACCACUGUGCACACGUAACCGCGAACGCUUAUCCGUAUAAUGAGACUCUCACCCCGCGUCGGAAAGGAGGAAACGUAGCGUUUAAAGGGAAACGGAGAGAAAACGAGGAGCCGAGAAAGAGGAACGCCGGUUGUGCUCCGCUUUUCCACAUCCCUCGUCCUGACUAAAGUGGAGUGAUAAUGACAACACCUAUGUGCGAGGAUGGUGGACCGUUGAGAGAGUGGGCGCCGCUCGCCGUCCUUUUGCAACAGAUACCUGCCAAGAUACAGAAUGGCAUUUUCACGCAGGACAUCAGUUUCACCUGCAUCGAUGCACUGACCGAGUUUAUCGCCAUUGGAACUAAUCACGGGCUCGUUUACUGGUACAACAGGGAGAAGCAGGAUCUGCAGAGACUACGUUGCGAGAAUGUCAACUCCAAAAUCACAAGUGUGCAAGUGAUCUCCACGGUCGAUUACAUGGUUGCAGCAGGCAAUGAACACGGCGUCGUUACAGUUUUCCAAAUUCCUAAGAAUCCGCCGGACUCAUUGCCAAACAGUUUAAAGCCGAAACAAAAGAAACAGGUGGAAAGGUACAGUAUAAGUGGCUUACAUAAUACCGCGGUGACGGCAGUGGAGUGGUCUAAGAACGGUAUGAAAUUAUUCAGUGGAGAUAAAGACGGUUUGGUAGUUUUAACGGAGAUUGAUUUUUAUAUGCAUUUAUCCAAAUCAUCGAAAUUGUUGAACGAGAAAUAUUCUGUGGUACAAUUAAGUUACCAGCAGGGCUUGCUAAUAGUCUCAACGACGUUACGUACAAUUUUAGUGAACAGAAAUGAAAAUGGGAAAGUGAUACAAGUCGGCCAAAAAGAACGUAAAACAUUAGGUAAGCUAGGAGCGGUGUUCGGUUCUCGGCAAAAUUAUGUACAAGAACCGGUAAUCUAUGCAAGUAGGCCAGGGUUACGUUUGUGGCAAGCUGAUAAGGCUGGGACUGUAUUAAAAACGCUGAUAUUUAAGGAUGCAGUUAGAUCGGGUCAUACAGAAGUGACGUUAUUAAAUCCCGCACCCGAAGGGUCGAGGAAGAAUCGUGGCGAGCCUUCAUUCGGCAUCGUAUUACCGUUUUGUGAUGACUUGUUAGUAACGUACUGUGAUGACGUAGUCUAUGUAGUAAAUCCAAAUACUAUUGCAAUAACAUCGAUCAUAAAUGAUUUACGGCGCGUUACCGAUGUGGCUUGCACUAAAGACGAAAUAUUUAUAUUGGAAGGAGAGAGAAAUAUUUUGCGAAUUGCCUAUUAUCCGGAAAAUGAUAUUUUUACAGAAGAAACAAGAAAUACAUUGGAUCCUUUGUCGUCAUUUGCUGAAUACAGUAAACCUGUUGCUAAUGGCAUACUAGAAUUGACAUCGAAAUUAAAGGAGAGUAGUAUAGUGCCAGCUAUUCCCUUUCCAAAAAUCAAUCCAACCAACAUUAUUCAAUCUGUAGGCAUUGUACCAAUUGUUACUAUUGGUACUGACGACAAUGCGAUUAUAAACGCAGAAGAAGCUGUGGAAGUGCCGCCAAUAGUUCCAAUAGAUUUAAAUACACAACUCGUAACCGAUAUCAACGCAAUACCGGAAUACAAUAAUAGUAAUAGAAUAAGAAACGCGGAAGACGUGAAGAGCAACGAUCGCCGAGAGAUAUUUCAAAGAAUUGGCCAACAGGAAUUUGAGGAUGUCGUUUUCACGCCUGAAAGGAAGCAAAGAAAAUCUCGGAACAAAAUAACGAACGGAAGCGAGAGUGUCACAAUGCCAGACGGUAACACCGAUCAUUUGUCGAGCAGUCUAAGCACUGAUCACGUGAACGCCAACAAGACGAUGACGACCCAUUCCUCUUUAAUGCAAUUGAGCCUCGACGAUGAUUUUAUAUUGAAGUCAGAUCGAGAUUUAGAAACGAUUCAACGGGAUGUGGAGAACAAGGAGAAAUUGUUAGCAGACGUUCUGGAUUUUGAUUUGUCCAAAUAUAUGACGAGCAGUCGAAUAGACAUGGAUGAUUCGAGUAUGUCAAAUCGUAUAGAUACUAUAACGUGCAUCAAUUGUAAUGUACACUCCAACAAUGUGGUGAACGGAGAGGAACCGAUCGCGAACGAGGAAAAUGAAAAUGUCGAACAGAGCGAUUACACGGGUACUGAAUCAGGGGAGGAAGAUGUUAGUUAUCGUACCGAAUUGAAGCUAUUAGAAGAUCUCGAGGAAUGCAGAAAGACUCUUUUACAAAGUAAACUGAAUGACGCUCCAUUAGUCGGUAAUAGUUUCGUCGAUAUUCGACAAAAGGCGCCCACGAAUCGAGACGAGUUAGAAUACCAAUUUAACGCUUUGGCAAAGGAAUGCGCCACAAAGGAAUGCGUUACAAAGGAAUCCGCUGUUCUCGAGGAGGAAGAAGAUUGGGUUUUAGUCAAGGAUGAUAUACCAUCGGUUAUGUUUUAAGCAGAAGUCGUACGUAGUAGUUGCCUCGCGCGUCUUGUACAUAUGUCAAUAUAUUAUUAAAAUAAUUAGACGAUUACGUGAUAUACACAAAAGCGGCUUUGAAAUAACGAGUAAAUUCUUUCAUUACGAAUAUUUAUUCUGUUGGGCAUGUUCCAUUGAUCGUGAAAAGGUUAAAUUUUAUUCCGUUAGGUAUCAAGUAUAGAUAUUGUAUAAAUUAUUAGACGAUAGAAAAGUAUUGUUUAAAACAUUUUAUAAUUUUGAAUGUGUGUGUCAGGCAAUGAAAUGAAUUAUUGUUAUAAAAUAAUAUGCAUUGAAGUCCUAAAAUAUGCAAUUAUGAUUAUUCUCACUAACUAAGUAAAAUUGCAUUUCGCAAUUAUUAUCGAAAUUGGAAGAUAAUACUAGUCACCGCUUGCAUAAUAUUUUAACAUAAUGAUUGAUGUGUUUUAAUUAUUAAUUAUGUAUUAUAAUUAUUAAUAUAUUUGUGAUUAAUGAAUUUAACCUUUUAUGAAUCGAAUAUUUUGUAAAAUAUAGUUACAUUAAUUCCAUUAUUUGGCGUAAUAUCUAAGUUCGGUAAUCACCUAGGUCUAUGAUUUGUUAAAAAAUAUAUGUAACGUGUUUAUAUAUUUUUGUUUACUAUUUUGGGAAAGCUAUGUAUAACGCAAUUCCUCAGGUAUAUAAUAUUUAACACAUUUUGCAUAAUCAAAUAGUAUUUUUACACAUCUUACAUCUGUCGAGCACACGAAGAUAUAUCACUGGUAUGAUAUAUCACCGUCAUCCAACAUCUUAUUAUGAAUUGUUACAAUUUUUGUUUGACAAGAGUAUUAUAUAAGUCUACAUUCCAGUCUACACCCCACCAUUGAUACAUUUUGGUAUUAUAAUUUUGUUAGUUUGUAUCAGACAAAUAGUGAUCUUUGAGACACUAGGCUCAAAAGUGUUUACACUAACAUUUACUUAUUGCUCUGUCUCUAGUUUGUAUGGUAUAUCUCUGUUUGAGUGUAAGAAAAACAGAAAGAUUAUAUAACAUAUGAGAACCUUAUAUCAUGUGGCUCCAAAGUAUAUCAUUUUGCCACGCAUCAUUAAUACACUUCAAGAUACGAAAAGUUAAAUACAAAUUAUUGUUAAUGAAUAAUUAAUCAUUUACGUAACUGUAUUAAGUGAUUAAUGCUUUAUCAACUAUUAAAAAAAAAUAAAAUCACAGUUUUGAACUA
This is a messenger RNA of Temnothorax curvispinosus, 3857 nucleotides long. Its product is annotated as WD repeat-containing protein CG11141. The coding region runs from base 400 to 2649 and encodes 749 amino acids. NCBI's taxonomy places the organism in Eukaryota, Metazoa, Arthropoda, Insecta, Hymenoptera, Formicidae. Gene Ontology annotation, molecular function: protein binding. The transcript is spliced from 10 exons. The record is from RefSeq and is a predicted model, not a curated record.